CAGUUUUGGUUGAAGACGGUAUCCAGGGAACCCAUUUCUCUCUCUGGGAGAUGCCUGCUGGUUGUUGCUAAGGUUGCUUCCACAGUAACAUGUGCAUCUUGUUUACACGUUCAUCGGAAGAAGUUGCACUCGGCUAAUUCCACUAGUAUCACCUAGGGAGCAAGAGAAGGAAGUGCUGGAUCUGCAGUCUUACAAUCUUGCACUAAAUCCUUUCUCCUCCCUGAGGAACUGUGUCUAAUCCCCUACCAAACACUUCACUGGACUGCAUUUCAUGUGGAGCUCCAAAAGUUGCAUUGCCUGGUCUAGUGGAGGAAAGAGAUCCGGAGGUGAAAAGGAACACACAACUUUUUCUGGGCUGUUUCCUCACUGAACCCAUUCCCUUGUUGUCAAGAUGACAAAUAACUCUGCAGAUCAUCAUCCUGGGAACUCUGUGGCAGAAGGCAGCUAUGAAGGGGACUUUGGCUGCUCCGUUAUGGACUUACGGGAUCUUAUGGAGCUUCGCAGUGCGGAGGCAGUGACCCGAAUAAAUGAUACCUAUGGGGGAGUGCAUAAUAUUUGCAAGAGAUUGAAGACCUCACCAAUUGAAGGCUUGUCUGGGAACCCAGCAGAUCUAGAAAAAAGAAGACAGGCAUUUGGCCAGAACUUCAUUCCACCCAAAAAGGCCAAAACCUUCCUGCAGUUAGUUUGGGAAGCAUUGCAGGAUGUCACAUUAAUCAUCUUGGAAAUUGCAGCCAUAAUUUCUCUGGGUCUCUCUUUCUAUCAUCCUCCUGAUGGCGACAAUGAAAUGUGUGGAGAAGCAAAGGGCAGUGGAGAAGAUGAAGGCGAGGCUCAGGCUGGCUGGAUUGAGGGAGCAGCCAUCCUCUUCUCAGUUAUUAUUGUGGUGUUGGUCACAGCCUUCAAUGACUGGAGCAAAGAGAAACAAUUCCGGGGUCUGCAGAGUCGCAUCGAGCAGGAGCAGAAAUUUACUGUCAUCCGUAAGGGACAAGUGAUCCAAAUUCCUGUAGCUGAGAUUGUGGUUGGGGACAUUGCUCAAAUCAAAUAUGGGGACCUGUUGCCAGCAGAUGGCAUUUUGAUCCAAGGAAAUGAUUUGAAAAUUGAUGAGAGCUCUCUGACUGGGGAAUCUGACCAAGUGAAGAAAUCUUUGGAUAAAGACCCUAUGUUGCUUUCUGGCACUCAUGUAAUGGAGGGCUCUGGUCGAAUGGUGGUGACUGCUGUGGGUAUCAACUCACAGACUGGAAUAAUUUUUACUCUUCUGGGUGCCGGAGAAGGGGACGAGGAAAAAAAGGCCAAGAAAGGUAAAAAAACCGGAGCCCCUGAAAAUCGCAACAAAGCCAAAACUCAGGAUGGAGUGGCCCUGGAGAUCCAACCACUGAAAAGCCAAGAAGGGGUGGAGAAUGAGGAGAAGGAGAAGAAAAAAGUGAAGAUCCCAAAGAAGGAGAAAUCAGUGUUGCAGGGAAAGCUAACCCGCUUGGCAGUUCAGAUUGGAAAAGCAGGCUUGAUUAUGUCAGCAAUCACAGUUAUUAUUUUGGUGCUAUAUUUUGUGAUUGAUACUUUUGGGAUUCAAGGAAAAUCAUGGCUGGCUGAAUGUACUCCCAUUUAUAUCCAGUACUUUGUCAAGUUCUUCAUUAUUGGUGUCACUGUGCUAGUAGUAGCUGUUCCUGAAGGCUUGCCCCUGGCUGUCACUAUUUCUUUGGCCUACUCUGUGAAGAAAAUGAUGAAAGAUAACAAUCUGGUUCGGCAUCUGGAUGCUUGUGAGACAAUGGGAAAUGCCACCGCUAUUUGCUCAGAUAAGACUGGGACCCUCACAAUGAAUCGGAUGACUGUGGUGCAAGCUUAUGUGGGAGACACACACUAUCGACAGAUUCCUGACCCAGAAGCUAUUCUGCCCAAGGUCCUGGACCUUAUUGUCAAUGGUGUUUCAAUAAAUUCAGCCUAUACUUCUAAAAUCUUGCCACCAGAAAAAGAAGGAGGACUCCCACGUCAAGUUGGUAAUAAGACGGAGUGUGGACUUCUGGGCUUUGUUCUGGACUUGAAGCAGGAUUAUCAAGCUGUCCGUAGUGAAGUGCCUGAAGAAAAGCUCUAUAAGGUCUACACCUUCAAUUCUGUACGGAAAUCUAUGAGUACAGUGCUAAAAAACCAGGAUGGGAGUUUUCGCAUGUACAGCAAAGGAGCCUCUGAGAUCAUCCUGCGCAAGUGCACAAAAAUUUUGGACAAAAAUGGGGAAAUUCGAUUAUUUAAAGUGAAAGACCGGGAUGAGAUGGUGAAAAAAGUGAUUGAACCAAUGGCUUGUCAGGGGCUACGCACUAUUUGCCUGGCUUACCGGGAUUUCCCUGCUGGUGUUGAACCUGACUGGGAUGCUGAAAAUGAGAUUUUGUCUGACCUUACUUGCAUCACUGUUGUUGGCAUUGAGGAUCCUGUUCGUCCAGAGGUACCUGAGGCCAUUCAGAAGUGCCAGCGUGCUGGUAUCACUGUCAGGAUGGUUACAGGUGACAACAUUAACACAGCACGUGCCAUUGCAACUAAGUGUGGGAUCCUGCUGCCCGGAGAGGACUUCCUGUGCUUGGAAGGGAAGGAAUUUAAUCGGCUGAUCCGCAAUGAGAAAGGAGAGGUGGAGCAAGAACAACUGGAUAAAAUCUGGCCUAAACUUCGAGUCUUGGCACGUUCUUCACCAACUGACAAACACACCCUUGUGAAAGGAAUUAUUGACAGUACUGUUGGGGAGCGGAGGCAGGUGGUAGCUGUAACUGGAGAUGGCACCAAUGAUGGCCCAGCCUUGAAGAAAGCAGAUGUUGGAUUUGCUAUGGGCAUUGCUGGCACAGAUGUGGCUAAGGAGGCUUCAGACAUUAUCCUGACAGAUGAUAAUUUUACAAGCAUUGUUAAGGCAGUGAUGUGGGGCCGCAAUGUAUAUGAUAGCAUUUCCAAAUUCCUGCAGUUCCAGCUGACAGUCAAUGUCGUGGCUGUGAUUGUGGCAUUCACGGGUGCUUGCAUCACACAGGAUUCACCUCUGAAGGCUGUCCAGAUGUUGUGGGUGAACUUGAUCAUGGACACCUUUGCCUCAUUAGCUCUUGCCACAGAACCCCCUUCAGAGUCUUUGCUCCUGCGUAGGCCAUAUGGUCGCAACAAGCCACUAAUUUCCCGAACCAUGAUGAAGAACAUUCUGGGACAUGCCGUGUACCAGCUCACCAUUAUUUUCACAUUACUUUUUGCAGGUGAAAUAUUUUUUGAUAUUGACAGUGGCCGGAAUGUCCCCCUCCACUCCCCACCCACUGAGCAUUACACAAUUGUCUUCAACACCUUCGUCAUGAUGCAACUGUUCAAUGAAAUCAAUGCUCGCAAAAUUCAUGGGGAAAGGAACGUAUUUGAGGCCAUCUUCCGGAAUCCAAUCUUCUGUACAGUGGUGCUAGGAACCUUUGUUGCUCAGAUUAUUAUUGUGGAGUUUGGUGGUAAACCAUUUAGUUGCUCUGGGCUUACUUUGAGUCAGUGGUUUUGGUGUAUUUUCAUUGGUGUAGGAGAGCUGCUUUGGGGACAGUUGAUCAGCACUGUUCCAACAAGUCAACUGAAGUUCCUGAAAGAAGCUGGUCAUGGGAUUACCAAAGAAGAUAUUCCAGAAGAUGAGUUGCCUGAAGGCCUAGAUGAAAUUGACCAUGCUGAAAUGGAGCUUCGACGUGGACAGAUCCUGUGGUUCCGUGGUCUGAACAGAAUACAGACUCAGAUGGACGUAGUUUACACAUUCCAGACCGGCGCCUCCUCUUUACAGGGAGCCCUCAGGAGACAGCCUUCCAUCGUGAGCCAACACCACGAUGUAAAAAAUGUUUCUAGCCCAACCCAUAUCAAGGUGGUGAAUGCGUUCCGUAGCUCCCUGUAUGAAGGCCUCCAGAAACCCGAAUCCAGAAGCUCCAUUCAUAACUUCAUGACUCAUCCAGAGUUCGAGGAAGACGAGCCUGAGACCCCAUUCCUCGAUGGCACUGAUGAAGACUUGGAAGCUGAAGAACUUAAAAAGCAAAGUGAAGAGAGUCCAGGGGAGUCCUCACCCCUCAACACAAAUAACAAUGCAAUGGACAGCAAUAUAGCUGAGGACACCAUGCCAGAGCCAGAAAGCCCUUUACACAGCUUGGAAACAUCAGUUUGAUCUCUGAACUUUGACCUUCCUGCUUCCCCUUUCUCUAGGCAACAUAGGCACCAAUAUCUGACCAUACGCUGCAGCUACUUUGGCCAAUUUCCUCUCCAUCCUCUUUAUGAUUUCUUGGCUGCAGAAAUCAUGGUGUCACCUGGGUAGAGUUGUAUUUUCAACAAAUUGCUUGGCAGAGGUGCCUCCCUCAUGAAAGAAAUCACCAGUGUGAUCAUCAUCUUCUCAAGUUGGGUACCACAUGUCUGUAGUAGUAAUUUUUCUCCUUGCUCAAGUUGUUAUGCUUAAAUAGAAAUGCUCUAGAUUCCCUUUAAAAGUUUGAUGUAUAGCAUCUAUGGCACAGUUGCAAGAUAUUUCCUUAAUUUUGUUUAUGGAAUCAGAAUCCUAGAUGCUUUUAAAUGUCCUUGGGAAGAUGACAAUGAGUGUCAUAGGAAUGUUUUUAAAGGGGAGGGGGUGAUCUGAGUAAGGAGUUAGAUGUGAACCUAGUCAUCCACAGAGCAAGCUGGGGAAGAACUAGUAUCCAUCCUUUUACUAUUUUGUUUCUAUUAUCUCUUUGUUUCCAGGAUAGUGUCAGUCACAAAAGAUGAGGAGGAAUAUAGACAGUCUUAAAAUAUA
This is a messenger RNA of Protobothrops mucrosquamatus (brown spotted pit viper), 4741 nucleotides long. It is a transcript of the gene ATP2B4, whose product is annotated as ATPase plasma membrane Ca2+ transporting 4. Lineage: Eukaryota; Metazoa; Chordata; Lepidosauria; Squamata; Viperidae. The record is from RefSeq and is a predicted model, not a curated record. Gene Ontology annotation, molecular function: ATP hydrolysis activity; ATP binding; PDZ domain binding. The transcript has 21 exons. Gene Ontology annotation, biological process: regulation of cytosolic calcium ion concentration; calcium ion transmembrane transport. Gene Ontology annotation, cellular component: intracellular membrane-bounded organelle; membrane. Bases 392 to 4129 code for a protein of 1245 amino acids.